Molecule: messenger RNA, 7095 nt
Organism: Astyanax mexicanus (Mexican tetra)
Lineage: Eukaryota; Metazoa; Chordata; Actinopteri; Characiformes; Acestrorhamphidae
Gene: pik3c2a
Product: phosphatidylinositol-4-phosphate 3-kinase, catalytic subunit type 2 alpha
Exons: 33
Coding region: 302-5395 (1697 amino acids)
Biological process (GO): phosphatidylinositol-3-phosphate biosynthetic process; phosphatidylinositol 3-kinase/protein kinase B signal transduction; cell migration
Cellular component (GO): cytoplasm; phosphatidylinositol 3-kinase complex; plasma membrane
Molecular function (GO): 1-phosphatidylinositol-4-phosphate 3-kinase activity; 1-phosphatidylinositol-3-kinase activity; phosphatidylinositol binding
Source: RefSeq, a predicted model, not a curated record
GAACUGACGUUGCUGGUCUGGCUGUGGAGGAGCGGAGCGGAAUGUCGGAGAGAGAGAUAAAGAGAGAAACAGAAACAGAGAGAGAGAGAGGGAGAGAGAGAGUUCGGGGAAAGAGAGAGAGGAGAUCUGUAGAUCUGAGGAGGAUCUGAAGAAGAAGAAGAGGAGGAGGAGGAGGAUCUGCUGGAGGAGUUGUGGAGCUGAUCUGGAGGAUCCCGGAGGUUAAAGAUCUCCACUCCAGUUUCAGUCCACCUGAACCACUGUUGGGUGUCUUUCAAGUACAUGGCAAAUCAAAGCUGACACCAUGGCCCAGAUAUCCAGUGGUAAUGGAUAUAAGCUGGACAGGUCUGCCUCUCCGUCAGGAGCUCGGCCGAAGGGAGCGGUGGGUAAGGAGGAGGCUCUACGCAUGGAGGAGGAGGCUUUAGCCAAACUGCAGCGAGAAAAGAGACCCACCCUGCCGGCCCCAGCCUCGUCCCCUAAAGCGCUCCCUAAGGCCGGAGGGACCUCCACCGGCGCCGGCCGUCAGGAGAGAGAUCUCAUCGUUUUCCCCGAGUCGGAGGCCAGGAAGAAGGCGGAGAAGGACGCGUUCGCGGAUAUCGAUGUUGAGAAGUUGACCAAUGAAGAACUGGAGAAACUGCUAUUGGAUGAAAACUUUGGAGCGAGUAAAAUGACCAGGCCCUCGUCUCUGCUGGGCUGCAGUCUCAGUGCGUCGUACCCGGGGGGGCACGCCUUCAACCCAUCACCAUUUCAAUGGACUCCCACACUUUCAACUCCAUCAAGCUCUAGCCUGUCCACACCAACGCACCCUCAGACCACUGUCUUUCCUACAGCACCUUUCCCCAAACCUUCCUGCUCAUUCCAGAAUGGCUUUACUCCAGCUAUGCCACCUUUCAUCCAUCACCCUGCCCAGCAGACCCCCUUCCUCUCUUUUACUACCAUCCCGCCUGCUGCUCCUUUGGUCUUCCAGCAGCCUGCAGUCCCUCCAGAGAUGGCAAAGCUCUUCGACAAAAUUGCCAGCACCUCGGAAUACUUGAAGAACGGCAGGUCUUCCAGCAUGGAUGCAGAGUUUACCAGCAGCAAGUCUCUGGAACCUGUUCCCCAGCCACCCGAGCCCCCAAGCAUCAGCCGCUUUGAUUGGCUGGAUCUGGACCCUCUCAGCAAACGUCGAGUAGAUGUUGAGGAGACCCCCAGUGCACAUGGUGGGUCUGCUGUGGAUGACUCUGCACCUGCAGGGGAUCCCUGGGAUGCAGUCCUGCGAGAAGAGCCUGAAGUCACUGCCAGCAGCAGUCCUCCAGCACUAGGCCAGCACACUGUGACCACUCAGCACAGGAGAGCAUCUACAGGAAACGCCGUCAGCAGAAGCACCUCGCUCAACCCUCAGCCCAGUGCUUCCUCUCCCCAGAGUAAACAGGGUAAUGAGAAAAAUGUUAAUGCUCUCAAAAAGUAUUCCAUUUUACAAGACAAGGAGGCGCAGGACCUGGAAGUUGUAGCUUUCUGUGAAGACGUAUCACAACUGAGGUUAAAGUUCACUCAUGAUGACCUCUCUACCAACCCUGGAUAUGCUCUCAGCCCUGUGAUCUCCCAGAGGAAUGAAGCAGAGCAAAGCAGCAGUGUGAAAGUCUCCAUUGAGAUUUCUGAGUCCCAGCAGCCGGUGACCUUCACCUGUGAUGUAAGUUCACCAGUGGAGCUGCUGAUAAUGCAAGCUCUUUGCUGGGUUCAUGAUGACCUGAGUCAGGUGGAUAUCGGCAGCUACAUCCUCAAGGUCUGUGGGCGGGAAGAAGUUCUGCAGAAUAAGCACAGCCUGGGCAGCCAUGAGUACAUGCAGAACUGCAGGAAAUGGGAAACUGAGAUUAAGCUGCAGCUCCUCGCCCAGAGCACCAUGAGGAGAGAUCUGGCACGAACGGCAGAGGAUGACACCGCACCCGUUGACUUGGAGAAAUACCUUGGCCACAUUGAGAAACCUCUUAAGGAGAACGUCACAAGAGAUAUCCUUGCAGAAUAUUUAGAGGGCUACAACAAUCAAGUCAACCUCCUCCUUCAGAAUGAGAGUACCCAAUACAAAACGGUUGAUUCAGUAAUCCAUGCUGUUAAAAAUCUGUGUUGUUCGCUGGAUGAGGUGGAAACACCAGCAAUCACUGAAGCUGUGAAGAGAUUAAAGCACGCAGUCAACCUUGCUAAAUCCUGUUCCCCUAAGGCUGCUGCCAAAUCCGCUCAAUCAGACGGUUACAACAGCCCGGUUAGGGACAGUGUGGAGGUGCUAUCGCGUGCGGUGUAUGUAUUGGCUGCACUGUACGUGCGCUCGUUCUGUCCCGCCUCUCCUGCUUAUGUGGAGCGAGAGCCUUCAGAGACCCAGAGAGACAGCAGAGAAGCUUCCGGCACCACAGAUCACGUGCAGUUCACGGUCUACGCUGUACAUGGGAUUUACGCAGCGUGGGUCAGCAGUUAUGAAAAAUACUAUCUGACGUGUGCCCUGACGCACAACGGCAGGAACCUUUUCAAGCCUGUCCAGUCCAAGAAAGUUGGAACCUACAAGAGCUUUUUCUAUCACGUCAAAUGGGACGAACUGAUAAAUUUCCCCAUAUCUGUGGCGUUGUUACCGUUAGAGACAAUGUUAAAUCUCUCGCUCUACGGCGUUCUUAACCAAAACGCCAAUAACUCUCCUGAUUCCAACAAGCAGCGUAAAGGCCCGGAGCUCCUGGGAAAAGUCUCCAUGCCUCUGUUUGACUUUAAGAGGGUGCUGUCGAAUGGAACCAAGCUUCUGAGUUUGUGUAUGCCUCAGCAGUCUUCUCCAGCGGGAGCUGGUGGGAAGAGGAAGAACCUGACGGAGAGAAUCGUGCUGCAGGUGGAUUUCCCCAGUCCUGCAGUAGAUGUGCUCUAUGUGGGCCCCCAGCAGACGAAGUGCCCUGACCCCAAGUCUCUGGAGACGCCUGAUCCAGACAUCUGGAGGAGAAUAGAGAAGCUCUGUGCGCGGGCAUCUGCUUUUGGGCUGACUCGGGCGGACAGGCAGCUGCUCUGGGAUCACCGACACCACUGCGGCGCUCACCAGCACAGCCUGCCCAAGAUUCUAGCCAGCGCUCCCAGCUGGGACUGGGGCAGUCUGGGGGAGAUCCACGGCCUCCUGCACCACUGGCCCUCCCUCUCCCCCGUAUCUGCUCUGGAGCUGCUGGACUCAAAGUUUGCAGAUACAGAAGUUCGGAAUAAGGCUGUGAGCUGGAUCGAGAGCUGCAGUGAUGAUGAACUGACGGAUUAUUUGCCUCAGCUCGUACAGGCCUUAAAGUUUGAGUGCCACCUGAAGAGCUCUCUGGUGAUGUUCCUGUUGUCUCGAGCACAAGGGAACGUCAACAUCGCUCACUACCUGUUCUGGCUGCUCCGGGAUGCAGUGCAGGACCCAGCGUUCGGUCAGCGCUACAGCCUGGUGCUGGGGGCUCUGCUCUGCCUGUGUGGUACCAGGCUGAGGACGGAGCUGGAGAGGCAGACCCGGCUGGUGCAGCUGCUGGGAGCUCUGGCCGAACAGGUGCGGCAGGCCAGCAGCUCAAACCGACAGGUGGUGCUUCAGGAAGGCCUGGAGAGAGUGCAGUCUUUCUUCCAGAGGAGUAACUGCAGACUCCCCCUCAGCCCCAGCCUAGUCGCCAAGGAGCUCAACACAAAAACCUGCUCCUUCUUCAACUCCAACGCCGUGCCGCUGAAGCUCACCAUGAUCAACGCAGACCCUCUGGGAGAGGAGAUCAAUGUCAUGUUUAAGGUUGGGGAGGACCUGAGGCAGGACAUGCUGGCGCUGCAGAUGAUCCGGAUCAUGGAUCGGAUCUGGCUGCAGGAGGGGCUGGACCUGCGCAUUGUCAACUUCAAAUGCAUUUCUACUGGAAAAGAUAAAGGUAUGGUGGAGCUGGUCUCAUCCUCAGAAACAUUGAGGAAGAUUCAGGUGGAGUACGGAGUCACAGGAUCCUUUAAGGAUAAGCCUCUGGCUGAGUGGCUACGCAAAUACAACCCUGCUGAGGACGAGUAUGAGAAGGCUUCAGAGAACUUCAUCUACUCGUGUGCAGGCUGCUGCGUGGCCACCUACCUGCUGGGCAUCUGCGACCGCCACAACGACAACAUCAUGCUGCGCAGCACUGGACACAUGUUCCACAUCGACUUCGGCAAGUUCCUCGGCCACGCCCAGAUGAUCGGGAGCUUUAAAAGGGACCGCGCCCCGUUUGUCCUGACCUCUGACAUGGCCUACGUCAUCAACGGUGGGGAAAGACCCACCAGCCGGUUCCAGCUGUUUAUUGACCUGUGCUCCCAAGCCUACAACCUCAUCCGCAAACAUUCCAGCCUCUUCCUCAACCUGCUCUCUCUGAUGAUGCAGUCAGGCUUACCUGAGCUGACAGGUACUCAGGACCUGAAGUACGUGUACGACGCUCUGCAGCCUCAGACUACAGAUGCAGAAGCUACAAUCUUCUUCACCAGGUUGAUCGAGUCCAGUCUGGGCAGUGUGGCCACCAAGUUCAACUUCUUCAUCCACAAUCUGGCCCAGCUGCGUUUCUCUGGCCUGCCAGCCAACGACGAGCCCAUCCUGUCCUUUUCUCCUCGCACGUACACGCUGAAACAGGACGGCCGGAUCAGAGACGCCUCCAUCUACUCCUUCCAGAAGAGAUACAACCCUGACAAGCACUACACGUAUGUAGUGCGGGUCCUGAGGGACGGACAGAACGAGCCCCAGUUUGUUUUCCGCACCUUUGAUGAGUUUCAGGAGCUACACAACAAGCUGAGCAUCCUGUUUCCUCUGUGGAAGCUGCCGGGUUUCCCCAACAAAAUGGUGUUGGGAAGAACUCACAUUAAGGACGUGGCGUCCAAGAGGAAGGUGGAGCUGAACAGUUACGUUCACAGUCUGAUGAGGAGUUCAGCCGAGGUCGCGCAGUGUGAUCUUAUCUACACGUUCUUCCAUCCCAUUGCACGAGAUGACCGGACGGAGGGGGUGGAUGGGUUUCCUAAAGUACCAGAGGUAACGCCGGUCAGCCCCGCCUCCGGCCGCGUGGGGGGGGAGGUGAAGCUCUCCGUGUCGUAUCGGAACAGCACGCUCUUCAUCAUGGUGAUGCACAUUAAAGACUUGGUGUCUGAUGAUGGAACAGAUCCAAACCCAUAUGUGAAAACGUACCUACUUCCAGACCCACACAAAACCUCAAAGCGCAAAACCAAGAUCUCUAGGAAAACUCGGAAUCCAACGUUUAACGAAAUGUUGGUGUACAGCGGCUACAGUAAGGAGACGCUGAAGCAGAGGGAGCUGCAGCUCGGUGUUCUGAGCGCCGAGUCUCUGAGAGAGAACUUCUACCUGGGCGGAAUCACCCUCAGCCUGCAGGACUUCGACCUGAGCCAGGAGACGGUGAAGUGGUACAAGCUGACGGCAGUGCCGUACUUCUAGACUCCUUCAUCAUCAUCAUCACCUCCUCCUCCUGGAUCCAGCCGGGGGUCUGAAGAGAGCGAACCUCCCCCUCGUGACGCUGCAGCACAUUUCAACCCCCUGAACUCUUAACGUCUUACUGACGCUAAUCAAGGUCCACUCCUUCUCAAGCAAUACUCGUACUGAGCUCCAACUUUAAUAAAUGCUAUAUUUUCUACUUUUAUGUCGUUACAGGACCAAAUCGAAGUGGACAAACCUUUUAAUUCUUAUUUUAGCUACUUUAAUGCACACACAGCUCGUCUCAACCCUGUAGAAUAGAAAAAUAAAUACUGCCAAUAGAUUAGGACUCCAUGAUAUUUAAUCUAAUAUCAGCCAGUAUUGAGCUGUGAAGCAGUGGAGGAACUGUGUUCUCUGGAAUGAUGAUGGAGCUCCAUCCAGUUCUUUAGCUGGAGAUGAUUAUUAUAUGUUUAUGAUUAUUCUGACCUCACUGAUCGCAAUCAGAUCCUCACAGCAAUGCUCCAGAAUCUAGUAGAGUAGAGACAGUAGUUACUCCAAAAAAAGAGUUUAUCCUGGUUUUUUUAAUACCCUUAAUUCAUUUCAGAAGAAGCAAUGAGUAAUGAGUGAGCAGCUGCCACAUUAUUACUACAGCUGUUCUUGUAGUAUAAUAAGGCGUCUGUGUGUAAAAUAUACACGUGUAAUAUAUACACUCACACAGUGCUGUGCGGAGGUUUCGGGCACCUGUUAAAAUGAAAAUAAUCCCACCUCAUCUUCACUGCGUUCUGCAGAACUUAAAAAAAUCUAUAUACAUUUCCUUACAUUGUAUUUAUGUUUACCUGCGUCUGUUCUGAUGUGAUUGGAUGUUUUUUUUUUUUGUUUUUUAAAGCAAUAAGAAAUUUACUGCGCAGAUAAAGAAUAGGUUUUGAUGAUGUGCUGAGGUGCCUGAAGCCCCGGCGCAGAGCUGUGUGUUUAGGUUUGUAUAUGAGAGAGAGAGAGAGAGAUAGAGAGAGAUGUAUUUUUUGUUUUUAUAAAGUGGCUCAUUUUUACACUCUUUACACUUUUUUCUUUUUUACACAGUAAAAUAGGAAACUAGUCAAGAAUUUCCUGAUCUUGUGCCAAACUGAAACAACUUGACCACUUUUCUCCCCAGGGAUCAGGACGGGGGGCCUUCACAGGACGGGAUUCACUAUUUUCCUACAGUCUUUUGUAUUUUCUGUGUCUCAGUGCUUUGAUCUUCCUCUGCAGGAGAAACUCAAGUGUACUUUCAGAUCAGAUGAGAUCAGCUGAGCUCCUGCUGCACGUUACUCUGAGCGCUGAACUCUAAUUCAUCCUCUGAUUCAAGCCAUCGAAACUCUGAUCUGAUUCCCCUUCAGUACAGCCUGGACUCUGUUAUUAUUAAUAACAGUGAAUAAUUAUUGUGUUCUCUCUUUUUAAAGGGAAUAGCGGGAUUGACUAGACGCUGCUGCCUCUGUUCAGAUUUAAUGAGUUAAAUCAAAGUAAUCACGAGUUAUCUGGAAAUAUUUUUAAAUGUAAAGUAUUUAGAAAAUCAGUCACUUCACAAACAGGACUUGAUUUCAUUGAUAAUUGUUUUUAAAAAAAAAUUGAUGACUGAGUUUAUCAAGGCCAGUUAUUUAUUGUUAAUUGGUUAUCUUUAACCUGGUUUAAUCGGUAUGCACUGUUAUCUUUUUCCACAUAAGCCGAAUUAAAUGUCUUUGAACAUCGUC